GGGAAUAAAAUAAUAUAGGACUGCCUACUGCCCAGCUUAGGAUUUAGAGGAGGCGACCUUUUUCCUUUUCACUCACUCGGGUCUAGCUUUUGAACUUCGAAUUGCAGCCAUUGUACGGACAAUCGGAAGGAGAAAAGAUGGAUGGACAUGAUGCAGAAGAUCCGAAGCAAAACACUGCAGAUAUGACGGUUUUUGUGCAAAAUCUUCUUGAACAGAUGCAAUCAAGGUUCCAACAAAUGUCUGAAUCAAUCGUGACAAAGAUUGAUGAUAUGGGAGGUCGCAUAAAUGAGUUGGAGCAAAGCAUCAAUGACCUAAGAGCAGAGAUGGGAGUGGAAGGCUCUCCAUCUCCUGUGGCCCCUUCCAAGCCCAAGUUAGAUGAAGUGAAGAAAGAGGAAGGUCCUGAAUAGAGCUAACAAAGUUCAUGUUUUAAUUGGAGUGAUGAACAUCGGCCCGCAUUCUGUAAUCUGCGGAUAGGUUUGAGAGAUGAAAGAACUGCUAUUAGAUGGAAUGAGUACCCUGCUUGUUUGUUUAGUUAAUGUGCUAUUUUCCUUCCCUAAUUCCAGUGCCGGCAAUAGUUUUUCUGGCCCCCUUGAAGUGUGAUAUUGUCAGGAAUGUCACGAGUAUGACAAUUUAUUUUUAUGGACACACAAGUAGCCCUAUUAAUUUA
Carya illinoinensis is the source of this 667-nucleotide messenger RNA. Its product is annotated as heat shock factor-binding protein-like. Bases 138 to 407 code for a protein of 89 amino acids. Gene Ontology annotation, biological process: cellular heat acclimation. Lineage: Eukaryota; Viridiplantae; Streptophyta; Magnoliopsida; Fagales; Juglandaceae. Gene Ontology annotation, cellular component: nucleus; cytosol. The transcript has 5 exons. The record is from RefSeq and is a predicted model, not a curated record. Gene Ontology annotation, molecular function: transcription corepressor activity.